Molecule: messenger RNA, 1209 nt
Organism: Penicillium vulpinum
Lineage: Eukaryota; Fungi; Ascomycota; Eurotiomycetes; Eurotiales; Aspergillaceae
Exons: 2
Coding region: 1-1209 (402 amino acids)
Source: RefSeq, a predicted model, not a curated record
AUGACUCCUCCGGCCCAGAACAUCCAACACAGGUCCAAUUCAGCCGCGCCCCCAACAAUUGACAAGCCAUUGCUAGCAAUUCAAAUUGGAAGCAUUGUGGGCGCCUAUGUAAUCUUCGUCGCUGUCCUCCUAGCUCUACUUCUCUUCAUCGGACGUCGUCUGCGUCGGACAGUUCAGUCGUCUAACUAUACGUUGCAUAUGGAAAUUCUGAAGCCUACCAGGCCUCCCGUCAGCAUGGAUCCCAGCCCAGUCUCUCCAAUGUCACACAACCUCCCCAGUCCCAAGUCGGGAGGAUUCAAGUCCUGGGGAUCGUUGAACAGGAGUGCCAGGCCCUCCCAGCCAUCCAUGAACGGCAGCAUGCUGACCAUCGACGAGUCCAUCGUUGCGAACGACAGACAACGAGCCCAGAAUGAUAUGGAGAUGCUGUACGCGGCGGUCAUGGAACACGACGCCCAAAAAGCUUCGGGGGGUGAUCUGUCCAUCCGCGAACAAGACUUCCAAGCACAAUCGCCAGACAGUCAAAUCACAAAUCCGUUCACUGACCGUGGCUCCCAUGUAUCGGAUAAUUCAUUGGCGCCAUUGGCACCAUUGGCAUCAUUGGCACCAUUGAAGUCCCCCACCAAGGGCUUCAACAGCUCCCGCUUAUCCAAGCUCUUCACCACUGGCUCCCGCGCCAACCCAGACCCGAGUAAAGUGCGCUCGCCACGUCUGGCUACCCGCAAAAUGUCCAUCUCCUCCCCACUAGCCUCACCAGCAGUGCCUACGCCUCGAGCAUAUAUGCACGAAGACCCGCCUCUUUCCCCGCGGAUUUAUAACCCCGGUCCACCUCCAGUGGUGCCGCGGCCCCAGGCGAAGGAGUCACUCAUGCCUCCUCCUGGACGCGCCCGUCCACCGGCGCCUCUAACCCUGUCUACUCCCUCACCUUCUACCUCUGUCCCGUCCAAUCUGCCAUUCCGUGAGGCGUACCCGCCCCAAAGUGCCCCGGCUACCAAGACUACUAUCUUGGAACGGCCGGUGAAGAACCGAUUAGCUCCUGUCACGGGCAUGGCUACACCGUACAGUCCGUACAUGCCGUUUACUCCUGUAACGCCCUUUACCCCCGGGCGCACGGUGACAAAGCGACAACGGAAGCGCGAAGAGCGUGGUAAUGGACUGCAAGUAUUGAACGAAGACGAUUUAGUCAAGGAUGAUGAUGAUAUCUGGGGAUGA